Messenger RNA from Psammomys obesus (fat sand rat), 3463 nucleotides. RefSeq names its product protein transport protein Sec24A-like. Gene Ontology annotation, molecular function: SNARE binding; zinc ion binding. Gene Ontology annotation, cellular component: endoplasmic reticulum exit site; COPII vesicle coat. The record is from RefSeq and is a predicted model, not a curated record. The annotation marks the transcript as partial. Gene Ontology annotation, biological process: COPII-coated vesicle cargo loading. NCBI's taxonomy places the organism in Eukaryota, Metazoa, Chordata, Mammalia, Rodentia, Muridae. The transcript has 4 exons.
UGUGUUACCUUCCCUAAAAACUUAAUUCUUUGCUUCCUUCUUCAGGGAGCUCUCAACAUCAAUGACAGAACCAUACCUCAGCCCCCCAUUCUUCAGCUCUCAGUGGAGAAGUUGAGCAGAGAUGGAGCGUUCCUCAUGGAUGCGGGCUCAGUACUGAUGCUUUGGGUUGGAAAAAAUUGUGCACAGAAUUUUCUCAGCCAAGUUCUGGGAGUUCAAAACUAUGCAUCAAUUCCACAGACAAUGACAGAACUUCCAGAACUUGAUACACCAGAAUCUGCCAGAACAAUAGCUUUCAUCUCGUGGCUUAGAGAACAGAGACCAUUUUUCCCAAUACUCUAUGUAAUCAGGGAGGAGAGUCUGAUGAAAGCAGUGUUCCUUCAGAACUUGGUAGAAGACAGAACAGAAUCCGCACUGUCGUAUUAUGAAUUCCUCCUGCACAUACAGCAGCAAGUGAACAAGUGAAGAGACCUGGGCCACUGAGGAGCCACGUGCAGAUUUCCUGAGACUUCAGUACCUUCCUUUCCUCCUUAAGCUUGUGAACAAAUGUGAUGAUUAAGAUGUUUCACUGUGAUUUCAACCAACUAUAGCAAAUAAAGGACCACAGCAGAGAGUCAGGUGUGCAACUCCAACAAAAUACUGUAUUUUUCAAAUCAAAUAGAUGUCUACAUGAUCUGAAACCUUUUUCUUCCCUUUGCUGCCAACUAUGUUUGAGUUGUUGUGGAUUGAGAUGAGACAAUAUUGCAGAGGCAAAGUACAUUUUAUAAAAUAAAGACUUCUGAUAUCUGCAUUUCUAUUUCUCAUUUUUUUUAUUUUUCUGAGUUUCUGGCUGCUACAUCUAAAAACCUCACAAGACUAAGAGUUGCAGGGAGCUUCAAAUCUGUCAAUAAUGAUCUUUUUUAAAUUGGAAAAUCCAAAAGUCAGUAGACUGUAGAAAAGCUGGACUCCAUUCCCUUUAUGUACUUGUUUUUUGCCCCACCCCAACUGCUUCUUUUUUAAGGAAGGAAAAGAAUCAUGUUAACUAAAACUGGAGUAAACUAGCUCUAGUCUUACUUGGGAAGAGUAUAAAUUGUAAAGCUUUAAAAUCUAUCAGUAUUCUCUCUACUUGAACAAAGUCACUUUAAUUUGAGGUAAAAACUGUAAUUAGGUGGUUUUCUGCUGUUUUAUUCUGCCAUGAAUAGAAUAUGAGCUAUCUUUAUAAAUAUAUCAGGAAUGGCAAUGAUAAUAGCUGGGAAUUUUGGUAAUCUUGAUUCGCUGAGUAGGUUUUGUUUGGUGCAUUUCUGCUCUGAUUAAUAAAGAGGUAAAGUGUUAUUUUGGCAAAUGAGAGUGAAAGAAGUUAAAGGUUACUAUCUUAGAAAGCAUCAACAUUUCUCUAAGGAGUUUAAUAAUUAAAUCGGAAGCCACUCAUAUAUUCUGGGAUAUUAAAACCUGUUAAAGUAUGAUUGCUGCUCUUUGAGUUAGUGGAUAUUAAGACUGUGCAAAUCCAUCAUAUUAAAGUUAUAAAAAGAAAUUUGAUUUUAACAUGCUUUUAAGACUGCUUAUUUUGAUUCAGUUAGAGAACUAUUACAGUUAAACUAUCAAUGGCUUUUGUUUACAAAUAGGUAAAUAAUCCAUGUGUAUUUAAAGUGCUGUCAUGUGUCUUUAAAAGAGUUUGGCUCCGUUUUCACAGGUUCAUCUUGUCUUGUGUGAACUUCUUCAAUGAUGUUUGUAUGUAAUACUUGAUGAAGAGGUUUUGUUUGUUUGUUUGUAUAGGUUAGAAAUGUGUUUACAGUCUCACAUGAUCAAUGAAAUCAUAACUUCCAGGUUUACACCCACGUGGGCUGACUUAACUCCUGGGGAAGGGAGCACGGGUCCCCGGAGGAUAUGGCUGCUGCCUGCCAGCUGCUUCAGAGUAACUGUAUCAUGACAACAACAGUGUUAGGGUUAUUUUUGUUUUUUUUUUUAAUUCCAAGCCAGACAUGAUGGUACAUACGCCUAACCCUGGUACUUGAGAUGCCAAGGCAUGAGAAUUGCUAGCCUGGGCUACAUAGCAAGUACCUGACCAGCCAGACUUUGUCUUGAAAGAGACGAUUGAAAAAAAAAAAUUUGUUUUAGUGUACACGUAGUGCAGUGAAUUGAAUUUUCUUGAAAGCUGCUUCAUUUACUGAGAAGCAAUAUUCAAGUUAUAACCCAUGAAAUUUAUAUAAUUUCCCCCUUUGAAGCCAUUGUGUACUGAUGUUCCUUUAAAUGAACUAAAGUGUUCCUCUUUGUGUAAUUUUAAAUGUUGGUGUUUGUUUUUUGUUUUGUUUUUUGGUUUUUUGAGACAGAGUUUUUCAGUGUAGCCUUGGCUAUCUUGGACUUGAUUUGUAGACCAGGCUGGCCUCCAACUCAUAGCUGUCUGCCUGCCUCUGCCUCCCUGAGUCUGGUAUUAAAGGUGUGCCAUCAUGCCCAACUAAAUGUUGGUAUUUGUAAAUUCUUUCUUCGUAAUUCCAGAGGGAAAUGUUGUGCUCCUAGGGAAACCUUCUUUGUGCCUUCCCUGAGAGUCUUACCUUUAUUAGCACCUGCUGGGUUAGUAUAUUUCACAAUUUACUUUUAAAUUUUAUUUUAGAUAUUAUGUAACGUGCAAUCCAGAGUAAGUUUAUAACAGUCAUAAAAACAUAACUAUUUAGGGUUCACAGUUUUUGUUCUUCAGACAAGAGAAUGAAUAUUUGUGGAAUAUUUUUUUUUCCUUUAUUGAAUGUGUUUUAGUUUGACUUUUAGUAAGACACUACCCGUCCUACCAUCCUGUAUUACUUCCUAAUGUAAAGCAACUAAUAUUUACACUAUGCCAUAUUUUUUUUAUUGUAGUUGUAAAUUAGAAAGAUCCUUGAAUUUUCUACAGAUCUACAACUACUAAAGUAACAGACAAGGGCAAUCUUGAUAUAGAAAUCUGAGCAUGGCAGUUCUACCAUAAAAAGUACUCUAUUUUUCUAAUUUCUAGAAUUUUUAAAAUAAUGUUUCUGUAAGUCUGACAUACUAAUAUUCACUCAAGCAGUACCAUUUAUUUUAGCUUGCAUAUAUUUUAAUUUAAUGUAAUGUAUUAAGUCUAAUAGACUGUUUUGCAAUAAUUAGAAUAAAAGAUUUACUUCUAAUCAGAGAUGCAUAACAGCUCUUAUCUAGGGGACCACCAAAUGUGAUUUCACAGUUUUAACUAUUAGAAACACAAUCCUUAAUAGAAAUUUUAAUUUUGUAAAGUAGUGUAUGAUAUUGUAACAUUAAGUCCUUGUUCUUGAAUCAAAACUAUGUGUUGAUCUUCAGUGUGUUGUGCUCAGUCUUGCUUCUCUUAAAUGUUGAGACAAGAUUGGUCUUCCUUUUUACAGAUUGUAAUUUUCACUGUUUUAUUCCUGUUUUUUAAAAAAGUCAUUUGUAACCCAUGCAAACAAUCAUUUGAUCUGUGCUAACUUAUGAAUUUGGCUAUUCAAUAAAGUUAAUUAAAAGAGCUUAUAAA